GUGUCACGCAGGCACCGAGUCCGCUGAGUCACUAGCGCUCGUUUGCUCAGAUAUGUAAACUAACUGAUAACAUACAGCGUACAUUUGCAGCAUGUUAGGAAAAGUAACCUUGACCAUGGCUUAUCGUACGCAUAAUAACAAACACUCUGCUUAUUGGAAAUUCAAACAGGAUAUUAUUGCUAUUGCGCACUUCGCUUAUUUCAUUAUUUAUUAGCUAAAAAUAGUCAUUGUACCGGUGCAUUGGGUGAAGGUUACUAAAUUAUUUUGACAAUUAUUAUUACUUUAUAUUCGGACUGAUAAAUAAAUAUUUACAAUAAUUUCACACGUUUCUUUAAUAUAUUUUUGCAAAUAAAAACUUAGUUCGUUUGUUAUCGAAUUUAUUCAAUGCAAACCGGUGCCAGUUUUCAUUACAUCGUGAAUCUUUAUGUUCUUCGAACGUAUCGUGAAACUUUAAUUUUAGUACACUCUUAUAUUUUUUUAUAAUCUACAUAAAGUGAAUCUUGUUUUUCGUCAGCUGCAUAUAAACGAUCAAGAGUUAGCAUUAUGUCUUUAGAACUAAUUGUACCGAAUGAAUGGAACGUUAUACCUCGUAGGACAUUGGAGACUGAGUUACUUCGUAUUAUUUCAGCGAAACAGAGUGUUGACCAAACAACAUCAGGUGUCAUAGGUUUCUAUAAUGGAAUCGUAGCAGAAUCUAGAAAGCUUUCUGGUUACUUAUGGUUUCGUAAAAUAGGCGAUCACAGCAAAAAGCCCUAUGUUAAUUGGUAUCAGGUGAUGACAAUUAAACCCAAGGAAUCGCCUGCAACUUCAUCAGAAGAUAUCAGCAGCUGUUCAGACUGUGAUUCUGAAAGAUUGCAAUCGGAUGAUGGAUGCUGUUCCACUUGUGGUGAAGAAGAAUGAUAACUUUA
Microplitis demolitor is the source of this 908-nucleotide messenger RNA. RefSeq lists its product as hypothetical. The record is from RefSeq and is marked provisional. The coding region runs from base 544 to 900 and encodes 118 amino acids. The transcript has 2 exons. Lineage: Eukaryota; Metazoa; Arthropoda; Insecta; Hymenoptera; Braconidae.